GUACUCUUUCUCCUCCAGCAACCACUGUGGCCGAUACUCUCUUUCUCCUGCCCUCUUUACUCUCUUCUCCGCGGGGAAACUUUCCCGGCGGUGAAAUUCUAGACCUGGGUUUUGUGAAAUCAUGGCUUCCGUUGCUGCUAAACUUUAUUCAGACGAUGUCAGUCUUCUAGUUGUGUUGCUUGAUACGAACCCUUUCUUCUGGAGCACUUCUUCUCUUGCUUUCUCUCAGUUCCUCUCACACGUGCUCGCGUUUCUGAAUGCGGUAUUGAGCUUAAAUCAAUUGAAUCAAGUUGUAGUUAUAGCCACCGGAUACGGUUCCUGUGACUACAUCUAUGAUUCAUCUUUGUCCUCAAAUCGGACGUUUGAGAGCGGGGGAAUGCCCGCACUCUUUGGUAAUUUGCUGGAGAAAUUGGAAGAAUUUGUUUCCAAGGAUGAGGAGUCGAGCAAGGAGGAGUCAGAGGGGAGAAUAGCUUCCUCUCUGUUGUCAGGAUCGCUCUCAAUGGCUCUUUGCUAUAUACAGAGAGUUUUCCGGUCUGGACAUAUUCAUCCACAGCCUCGGAUUUUAUGUUUGCAAGGUUCCCCAGAUGGCCCAGAGCAAUAUGUAGCUGUUAUGAACGCCAUCUUCUCUGCACAACGGUCAGCGAUUCCAAUUGAUUCAUGUUACAUAGGUACACAAAAUUCGGCGUUCUUGCAGCAGGCAUCUUAUAUAACUGGAGGUGUUCAUCAUAAACCUCAACAGCUAGACGGGCUAUUCCAGUAUCUCACGUCAAUCUUUGCCUCGGAUUUGCACUCCCGUGGUUUCAUACAACUCCCAAAGCCCGCCGGUGUGGAUUUCCUUGCAUCGUGCUUUUGCCACAAGAACACCAUUGACAUGGGCUACAUUUGUUCAGUAUGUCUGUCCAUUUUCUGCAAGCAUCACAAAAAAUGUUCCACCUGCGGGUCUGUGUUUGGUCAGUCCAAACUCGAUGAAUCUUCUUCGGCCUCUGACAAGAAGAGAAAGACACCUGAUGCCAUGUAAUAUGCAACUUUUCCAUUCAUUAUGUCACACUUGACUUGACUGUACAAUUUUACAAAUAGACAAUGUGUUUCUUGAAAGUUUUGGAACAAAGGUGGGCUGGAAAAUCAACAAAUGAAAUUGAUCGACAGAGUUUGAUCGAUCUUUACAAUA
This is a messenger RNA of Tarenaya hassleriana, 1168 nucleotides long. RefSeq names its product RNA polymerase II transcription factor B subunit 4. Gene Ontology annotation, cellular component: transcription factor TFIIH core complex; transcription factor TFIIH holo complex. Bases 122 to 1018 code for a protein of 298 amino acids. The record is from RefSeq and is a predicted model, not a curated record. Lineage: Eukaryota; Viridiplantae; Streptophyta; Magnoliopsida; Brassicales; Cleomaceae. The transcript is spliced from 11 exons. Gene Ontology annotation, biological process: regulation of DNA-templated transcription; nucleotide-excision repair.